Messenger RNA from Gambusia affinis (western mosquitofish), 1907 nucleotides. RefSeq names its product nuclear factor 7, ovary-like. The record is from RefSeq and is a predicted model, not a curated record. NCBI's taxonomy places the organism in Eukaryota, Metazoa, Chordata, Actinopteri, Cyprinodontiformes, Poeciliidae. The coding region runs from base 130 to 1518 and encodes 462 amino acids. The transcript has a single exon. Gene Ontology annotation, molecular function: zinc ion binding; protein binding.
CAGGAAGUAAACCUGGUAACAUCCUGGUACGAGGUGGUAACAAAACGGAUCGACUGCAGGCAGAGAAACAAGAACUAGAAGAUUUAAAAAGUGAGACUGUCUGCGUAGUUCAGAGGAACGUCUAGAGUCAUGGCUUCAAACCAAAGGGAAGACCUUCUGUGUCCAAUUUGCCAGAACAUUUUUGAGAAUCCAGUAACUCUGACGUGUGAGCACAGCUUCUGUGUCUCCUGUUUAAAGACAAACUGGGAGAAAGAAAGAGAAAGAGAAACUACUGAGUGUCCAGUCUGCAAGAGAAGGUCAUCAAAGACAAUAUUUAACCUUAACUUUGCUCUGAAGAUGGCGUGUGACGAGGUGAGAGCUUCAGGAUCUGAGCCGCUCUGCAGUUUGCAUGCAGAAACACUCAGCUUGUUCUGUGUGGAGGAGCAGCAGCUGCUGUGCCGCGUCUGCAGGAAGUCAGAGACGCACAGCGAACACAGGCUCCAGCUCGCCGAAGAGGCCGGACAGCAGGCCAAGAAAACGCUGCAGGAUUCCCUGAAGCCCUUAAGAAAGAGGAUGAGGCUCAUCCAUGAAGUGAAGGGAAGCUGUGAUGAAACUGCAGGUCACAUCAAAACUCAGGCUGAAGCUACAGAGAGGAAGAUCAAAGAGCAGUUUAAGAGGCUUCACCAGUUCCUGGAGGAAGAGGAGGAGGCCAGGCUGAGUGCACUCAGGGAGGAAGAGGAGCAGAAGAGUCACAUGAUGACGGAGAAGAUCAGAGCGCUGAGCAAAGAAAUCUCAGAUCUGUCAGGAAUAAUUAAAACCACAGAACAUGAACUGAGAGCAAAAGAUGUUCAGUUUCUGCUGAAUUACAAAGAAACCGUGAAGAGAAUCCAGCAGCAGCCGGUUCCUGAUGAUCCGGAGCUGAUCUCAGGAGCGCUGAUCGAUGAGGCCAGACAUCUGGGAAACCUGAGCUUCAACGUCUGGAGCAAGAUGAAGGACAUGAUCUCCUUCACUCCUGUCGUCCUGGAUCCAAACACGGCCCAUCCAGACCUCACUCUGUCCGACGAUCUGACCAGUCUGACGCAGGGCACAGGAAAACAGGAGCUUCCUGACAAUCCAGAGAGGAUCAACCACUUCAUUUCUGUCGUUGGCUCAGAGAGUUUCACCUCAGGAUGUCACAGCUGGGAGGUGGAGGUAGGAGAAAACGAUGCCUACGUUCUGGGUGUGCUGGCGGGGUCGGAUGUGAGGAAAGGCGUCAUCUGCUCCGGACUGUGGAGGCUCAUGUUCUGCAAAGGAGAAUACAAAACACUUUCCCCAACAGAUCCGGGGUCUGAUGUCUCUGUGAAGGGAAACCCAGGAAGGAUCCGGGUUUUCCUGGACUAUGAUGGAGGACGGCUGUCGUUUUCAGAUGCAGAAACUGGAACACACAUACACACCUUCACACACACUUUCACCGACAGGUUGUUUCCAUACAUCAGCACCUGGAGCGGGGUCACAAUAAAGAUCGCACCGCAGAAAAUCACUGCUGCCGUGGAUCAUUAGAAACUCUGCUUUCCUGCACUUUCUGCAACAGUUUCUUGUUUUAAGCUGUCAGAUAAUGUUUCCUCACUAAAUGGUGACACAUUCUGAGCAAAGAAAGGUGAAUAUAGACAAUGAAUGUAUGUUAUUAAUGAAAAGUUCAAUAGCUUAUGCUCUCACAGUAACUCUUAUAAUUUUUAGUUUAUUAUGAAGGAAUGUCCAGGGAUUAUAAUAGUUUUUACUUCUUUCAUUUUUAAUUAUUUUAUGAAGGUGUUUCUAAUUGGUCAGUGUAAAAAAAACUGUGUUUCUGCUUGGAGAAGUGACUUUGGCCAGCAGUAAAAAUGACGACAGCAAAACAAAUUGUAACAUAACUGUGAAUUAUCUGUAGAAUAAAAUUUUAUGGUUUGAAGGAA